AGCUCUAUGGGAACCGAAACCGUAACAAGCGUCAAGCGGUUUCAUUUGUCAGCGAAACCAGCCCAGCGAUGACGGCCAUGGCUACUCUUCCAUCCUUCUCAGGUAUCCCUUGGACUUUCCAUCACAGUAUCCGUCCUGCAUCUCUUUCGUCUCUCAAAAGCUCGUAUAUUGUCACUCUCUUCAGUGCCACCAAGAAACCCAGAAAUUCAGCAAGGCACAGGAGACCCAUCUUGGCUCAAUCGAAAGGCAACAAUUCUGCAGACGUCCCAGAUCGCUUGAUAUCUGCUGUCUGCUACUUCUACCCAUUCUUUGAUGGAAUACAGUAUGGGAAAUACGUUAUCACUCAAUUCCCUGCCAUCCAGAUCCUCUUACAACCUUUGUUUCCGGCUAUUCGAGUCUUCAAGAGCUUCCCGUUGAAUGGGUUUUUGGUGUUUCUGACACUUUACUUCGUCGUCGUUAGAAAUCCUAACUUUAGUAGAUAUGUAAGGUUCAACACGAUGCAAGCUAUAGUUCUUGAUGUGCUUUUGAUCUUUCCCGAUCUUUUGGAAAGGAGCUUUAAUCCCAGGGAGGGUUUAGGUUUGGACUUGAUGAUGAGCUUGGACAGUAGCGCUUUCUUGUUUCUCUUGGUCUGCUUGAUUUACGGGUCCACGUCUUGCCUGCUGGGUGAGGUGCCCAGAUUGCCGAUUGUAGCUGAAGCCGCUGAGAGGCAAGUUCCAUGAUCUCCUUGUUUGAUAUGUUCAUUAUCUAAACCUUUUUCUUUUUAUAGCUUGAAUCAAGAUGUUACAUAGUUAUAAUAUGCUACAAGAAACAACAACAAAGAGAGAGGGGGGGGGGGGGAGGAGUUAAUGCUGUUGUAUAUUCUGGUUAUUCAGCCAACGAGUCUGAUUAUUUCUUUGGGGAUGGUUAAUGCUGUUGUAUAUUCUGGUUAUUCUGCUGUUUAAAGGACUGGACUCAUGCUUUCCCUUUGAUAUUUAGAGAUGAGAAACCAGUGAAACAGAAUACAAACAAAUUUGAGUAUGAAGUAUGAAGUAUGAAGUAUAACAGUGUUCUAUUUCUUUCUGUCUGUA
Nelumbo nucifera (sacred lotus) is the source of this 1067-nucleotide messenger RNA. RefSeq names its product protein TIC 20-v, chloroplastic. Lineage: Eukaryota; Viridiplantae; Streptophyta; Magnoliopsida; Proteales; Nelumbonaceae. The record is from RefSeq and is a predicted model, not a curated record.